AUGACGACAGUCCGUAUUAUGAUUGCAGUUGCAUACGUUCGACAUUGGAAGAUUUUUCAAAUGGAUCUCAAGAAUGCUUUUUUGAAUGGUGAUGACCAUGAUGGUAUUGAGUCUUUGAAGCAUGAUAUAGCUCAUCGAUUUGCUAUAAAGGAUUUGGGCUUGCUGCGUUAUUUCUUGGGUAUUGAGUCUCCUACUGAUGGUGUUCCUUUGUCCGAUCCGAACCUUUAUCGCACUGUUGUGGGAAGUUUGGUUUAUCUCACAGUUACUCGUCCAGAUAUUGCCCAUGCUGUUCACGUUGUCAGUCAGUUUGUUACUUCCCCUACCUCUGUUCAUUGGGGUGCCGUUCUCCGUAUUAUGAGAUAUCUUCAUGGCCCUCAGUUUCAGACGCUCUUGUUUCCAGCGACGUAUUCUCUUAAGUUACGUGCAUAUAGUGAUGCUGAUUGGAAUGGUGAUCGCCAUGAUCGUAAGUCCACCACUGGAUUUUGUGUAUUUCUUGGAGAGUCUCUCAUUUCGUGGAAGAGCAACAAAACAGGACGUUGUCUCUAG
Molecule: messenger RNA, 546 nt
Organism: Lactuca sativa (garden lettuce)
Lineage: Eukaryota; Viridiplantae; Streptophyta; Magnoliopsida; Asterales; Asteraceae
Source: RefSeq, a predicted model, not a curated record